AGUGUGCAGAUGGGCUCAUUGGACUGGGGGAAUUCCUCUUUUUCGCGAAGGAUGGAGCUGACUGUGUGUAAACGGGGUAGACUGUGGACGAAGAGUUGAAUCACUGAAGAGUUGAAAACACAGCCUUGUUGAAACACUCCACUUCAGCCAUCAUGAAGCUCUGGCUCCUCUUCACACUGGUAUUGCUUUGGCUGGAGGUCCAAAAUGGUGUUUGUCAGCAGGUCAAGCGUAAAAAAGAGGCUGGUGAGAACCGCAUAAGACCAGGAAGAAAGAGGGCAAAGGUUCGCUACCCCAAAGUUAAAGAAAAGGAGGCAGGAAGCAAGGGCCAGUCUAUUCUAACCCAGGUCCUUGAUAAAGGCCGUUUUCUCAGACUGGGUGAGAGCCUAUCCUUGAAUCCUGGGAAAACAUUGGAACUGAGAUGCAAAGGAACUAAGAUUGGCUGGGCAUAUCCCUCUUACCUGGACACCUUCAAUGAUAACCGCCUUAGCAUCAAGCAGCAUGAGCGGUACAGUCAGUUGACCCUCACGUCGCCCUCUGCUGCUGAUACAGGAGAGUACAGCUGUUGGGUGUUGCUCUGUGAUGGAGUAGAAUGUGAAAAGGAUGGAGAAAGUACCUCUGCUACCUACAUAUACUUUACAGACAAAGAUGAGCUGUUCGUCCCCUCUGCCAUCCAUUUUGAGAUUAUCUACCUGCGCCCUGAUAAGUCCGCCAUCAUCCCUUGCCGGGUGACCAACCCCAAAAUCAAAGUCUCGCUGCACAGGGAAGUUCCUGCAGAAGAAAUCGCAGUAGAUAGGACCCAGAUAUCUUACAAUCCCACCAAAGGCUUCAUCAUUCAAAACCCCAGUCCAGAACAUAAGGGAGCUUAUUACUGCAAGGCCAACAGCACCACGAAAACCACCCCGCAAAUAUCCACUAAAUAUCAGCUGCUGUAUGUAGAGGUGCCUAGUGGUCCCCCUUUUGCGACUAUCGAGGCUUCAGUUAACACGGUGAGUGGUGGAGACAUCUUUAACGUUACAUGCACAGUCCUGGGAGAACCUGAGAUGAAUGUCAGCUUCAGCUGGAGGUAUCCUGGCCAGGGUCAGAGACCAGUGAGCAUUCAUGACUCCUGGAGGCUGAUAAACCGCGGCAUGGGACACACCACACGCAUCUCCCAGAGCAUCAUGAUUGUGGAUGAUGUUGAAACCAUCGAUUAUGGAAAGUACAUCUGCACCACCAAAAAUAAGAACGGAGAAACAUUGGUGGCCACAUCGGUGAAGUCACGUGACUAGAAAGAACAUCAAGAUUAUAUUGAGAUGAGCUGGACUCCAAUCACACUUCUUGCUUGUUAUGAAAAAAAAAAAACAUGUAUUCUAUAUAUGACUUGGAAAUAAAGUGCUUCUUUGACGGAGACUUGAUAAAGUUAUAAUGCAACACUACUUAAUAUACACUCACGGAAAGGAACACCAGACUAAUGUUUGACCUCCUUUCGCUUUCAGAGCUGCCUUAAUUCUAUGUGGCAUUGAUUGCUGGUGCUGAAUCAAUGCCACAUAGAAUUGGUGCUGAGGUGCUGAAAGCAUUCUUUAGAAAUGUUGGUCCAUUUACUGAUAGGAUAGCAUCUAUCCCUCAUUUCGACGAGGAAGCUCAGAGAGGACGCUAACGUUGUUUGUUCGCCGCUUCUCCGUCCGAAAAUCCUUGCGGCAAGAAGAACGGUUGCUAUCUAACCAGGCUAUACAGUAUAUUUAUUGACCAGCACAACUAUGGCCUCCAGUAAAUAUAACUAGUGCAAACUUUAUGGAUGCGUUUGUACGGAUUUCGCCGAUUCUAGGCUAUAACCAGACUAUAGCUACAGUAUGUUUAAUUGACCAGCACUACUACGUCCAGUAAAUAUAACUAGUGCAAACUUUAUGGAUGUGUUUGUACGGAUUUUGCCGAUUCCAGCUGUUGUCAACUUACCAGACUGCCUUCUUCUGGGGCUUCUGUUGAGUCUGGCGGCUCUCCUCUGCUCGGCGCGGGUGCUGUGGCCGGGACACCUGGCCGUUUUCCGCGACUGGCACGAUGUUUAAGUAUUCCGUCACCCAACUGAGGAGUUUCAACAAUGGCAACGUUCCAUCAUGCAUACCAGUCAUGCAAACAACUUGGAUUGCUUCGCCGGCCGCGCUACACUCACAGGAGCUGCGGCAGAAAGUUUGUUUUCUCCCGGUCUGAUCACGGCAUUCCAUCCUUCUGGUGUGUGGCGCACGCCCUGUCGCACCUCCAAUACGUCAUCAGGGCGCUACCCUUCCCAGCU
This is a messenger RNA of Pimephales promelas (fathead minnow), 2266 nucleotides long. It is a transcript of the gene pdgfrl, whose product is annotated as platelet-derived growth factor receptor-like. The record is from RefSeq and is a predicted model, not a curated record. NCBI's taxonomy places the organism in Eukaryota, Metazoa, Chordata, Actinopteri, Cypriniformes, Leuciscidae.